CACCGCGCUGCGCCGGGGCGGGCUGAGCGCCGGUGCCCGGGAGGGAGCCGGGCCGGGGCUGGGGCGGCCCCGAAGGGGUUAAGCCGGGACCUGCCGCCGGGACCUGCCCAGCCAGCCCGGCAGCUCGCAGCAGGCAGCGGGCGGGCUGCGGCCGCCUCCAGCCCGCUCACACCGGCUCCGGCUCCGGCUCCGCCACCGGCUCGGCGGGGCCGCGCAGGUAAGCGAGGCUGCACCGGUGAGGCUGCGGCUGUGAGUGCUCAUCCCUUCUCCAUCAUCCCUGCCCGCCGCCGGGCACCGCGCAGCCAUGACGACCUCGGCACUGCGCCGGCAGGUGAAGAACAUCGUGCACAACUACUCGGAGGCAGAGAUCAAGGUGCGGGAGGCCACCUCCAAUGACCCCUGGGGACCCCCCAGCUCUCUGAUGUCAGAGAUCGCCGACCUCACCUUCAACACCGUGGCCUUCGCCGAGGUCAUGGGCAUGAUCUGGCGGCGCCUGAACGACAGCGGCAAGAACUGGCGUCACGUCUACAAAGCCCUCACCCUCCUGGACUACCUCAUCAAAACCGGCUCCGAGAAGGUGACCCACCAGUGCCGGGAGAACCUGUACACCAUCCAGACGCUGAAGGACUUCCAGUACGUGGAUCGGGACGGCAAGGACCAGGGCAUCAACAUCCGGGAGAAGGUGAAGCAGGUGAUGGCGCUGCUGAAGGAUGAGGAGCGGCUGAAGCAGGAGCGGGCGCACGCGCUGCAGACCAAGGAGCGCAUGGCCCUCGAGGGCAUGGGCAGCGGCAGCCACCAGGUCGCCUAUGGCCGCCGUGCAUCUCCCUAUGGCGAAGACUAUGGCCGGGCACGGGGCUCACCCUCCUCCUUUAACUCAUCAUCCUCAUCCCCACGGUUCGCCUCUGACCUGGAGCAAGCGAGGCCCCAGACAACGGGUGAGGAGGAGCUGCAGCUACAGCUUGCGCUGGCCAUGAGUCGGGAGGAGGCAGAGAAGAAGCCACUUCCAAUUUCCAGCACAGAUGAAGAAAGGCAAUUGCAGCUCGCGCUCGCGCUGAGCAAAGAGGAGCACGAGAAGGAGGUGAGGGCUUGGCAAGGGGAGAACUCCCUGCUGCAGAGAGGUGCGGAGGAGGCUGCCCAGGGCAGGGAGGAAGAGGAGGAGGAAGAUAAGAUGAAGAAAAGCCAGUCCUCUAUCCUGGAGCUGGCAGAUAUAUUCGGGCCGGCACCAGCCCCUUCCAGCCACACGUCUGCUGACCCAUGGGAUAUGCCAGAUAUGAAACCCAAAGCGGAGCCGGCGGCCUCUGCCUGGGCCGGUGCUCCUGACCCAUGGGUACCGGUCCCAGCCGGUGGUGGGGAGCCCCUGUCCCAGGCGAGCGCCUCAUCCCAGCAAACCUCAGCUGGGCCCUGGGACUUCCCCCCCAGCACCACGGCAGCCUCCGACCCCUGGGGGAAGGCGCCUUUGUCUUCUGGCUUCCCUGCUGCGGACCCCUGGGUGACAGCAUCCCCCCCUGCCCAGGGCCCUGCUCCUACGCCAGCUCCCGACCCUUGGGCCCCGGUGGCCGAGCAACCUCCUAACCCUGCUCCAGGGGGGGAUGCUUUCGACCUCUUUGCAAAGCCGCCCGAGCCCGCCGAGCCGCCGGAGCAGGACCCCCCACAGCCGCCCUCCUCGGCCAAGUCCAACAGCCCCGUUGAGCUGGACCCCUUCGGUGACCUGUUCCCCAGCACCAGGCAGGAUGGGGCGAAGAGCUUCGACCUCGCCAACCUGGCUGACUCCCUGCCUGAGUCCGGCAAGGAGCGGAAGGACUGUAAAACCCCCGAGGCCUUCCUCGGCCCCGCCGCCUCCUCCCUGGUCAACCUGGACUCCCUGGUCGCACCUACGCCGGCCUCCAAGACGCGCAACCCCUUCCUCUCGGGUCUGAGCACGCCGUCCCCCACCAACCCCUUCAGCCUCGCCGAGCAGCCCAAACCGACGCUGAACCAGAUGCGGACCAGCUCCCCGGUGCCCAGCCUGCCCGCCGGCCUCCCCAACAACUCCAUGACCUACAGCACAUCCCUCCCGCUGCCCCUCAGCAGCAUCCCCACCACCUCCGCUGCUCUCCCCGCAUCCGCCAGUGCCUUCCCGCAGGCUGGCACCUUCCCCCCCGAACUCCCCGGCAACCUGCCGCAGCCGUUACUGCCGCUCGGUGGAGCCCCGGCCCCGCCGCCCGCUCCGGGGGGGCUCAACCCCUUCCUCUGAACCCUAUGGACAAACAAACAGACUCUCGCUCCUUCCCCGCUGUUACACCCCCCCCCCCGGCCUUUCCCCCCCCAAGACCUCGGAGCUCCGGCGGUUCGCUCCCUGCACGGGUCAGUGCCACCCAUGCCAGCCCCUGCCUGCCGUCGGGGGAGCAGCAGCAUGAGCCCCGCGCUUCACCGGCGACAGGGAACCCCCUGCCCCUGCCCGGGGGGGCCCAUCCGGAAAGGCUGAGGAUGGGGGCUCGGUGCAUGGGGU
Messenger RNA from Neopsephotus bourkii (Bourke's parrot), 2488 nucleotides. RefSeq names its product epsin 3 (gene EPN3). Gene Ontology annotation, cellular component: plasma membrane; endosome; clathrin vesicle coat. NCBI's taxonomy places the organism in Eukaryota, Metazoa, Chordata, Aves, Psittaciformes, Psittacidae. Bases 305 to 2233 code for a protein of 642 amino acids. Gene Ontology annotation, molecular function: phospholipid binding; clathrin binding. The record is from RefSeq and is a predicted model, not a curated record. The transcript is spliced from 10 exons. Gene Ontology annotation, biological process: endocytosis.